Messenger RNA from Talaromyces rugulosus, 1515 nucleotides. RefSeq lists its product as uncharacterized. Bases 1 to 1515 code for a protein of 504 amino acids. NCBI's taxonomy places the organism in Eukaryota, Fungi, Ascomycota, Eurotiomycetes, Eurotiales, Trichocomaceae. The transcript is spliced from 5 exons. Gene Ontology annotation, cellular component: mitochondrion. The record is from RefSeq and is a predicted model, not a curated record.
AUGCAUCAAUUCUGGCGACCGUUGCGAAUUCCUGCGCGAGUCAUCAUCCAGCAUGUCCGUAUCACUUUUUCGUCUCGAAGAGGGCUGUCCAAUAUGGGCAGCAAGAUGUCGCGGCAUCACUUGCCUGACAGCUUUCACCAAGGCAUAGAGCUCGAUCCUUACAACUACACCAGUGGAAGAUGGCUCAAUCAGGACGAGCUUCAACGAGCCUCUCGCUCUAUUUCCUUUAACUUUUCAGAACUUGGUAAAAAGGUCAUUAGUCUAUGCCCCGGGGCAACCAAGAUAAUCAAAUGUGAAAAGCGAGAAGGCGGGUUUAACAGAGUCUUUCUCUUCACCAUGGACACGGGCUCUUGUGUCGCGGCGAGAUUGCCUACUAAUAUUGCUGGGCCGCCAAGGUUGACAACUAACUCUGAGUACAAUCCAAAAAUCUCACUUCCAAUACCCAAAAUCCUAGACUGGAACGAUAACCCAUCAAACCCCACCGGCACAGAAUACAUCAUCCAGGAACAUGUUCCCGGUGUUCAGCUACACCAAAUAUGGCCCAAAAUGAAUUCAGAACAGCAUAUGCUGUGCACCAAGGCGCUUUCCUUGGCGAUGAGAGAUAUGGCAUCCCUCAAAUUUCCAGCCUAUGGCAGUUUAUACUUUUCAGACGGACCGCUAGAGUCGCAUUUGAAGAUCCCCUUUGAGGCGGGGUUUUGCGUUGGGCCACAUUGUGGUCCGGUGUAUUGGAACAGGGGACCAGGGGAGCUUGACAUGUAUGGCGGUCCGAGUUCUAAUUGCGGUCCUUGGAAAGACCUUGCAAGCUAUUGUCUAGGCUUGAUAGAGACUGGUUUCUCUCGUCUACCUCGAACCGAUUCUGGCUUCCUCCCUCAUCAGGGAUCUCUUCAUGACCAUGCUAGUCUUUUGGAAACAAGCCAACAGGUAAUGCAAAAGUUGAUCGUGAAUAAAAGCAUACAAAACGCUGCGACCCCAGCUCUGCUCCAUCCCGACUUUCACAAGCGGAACAUCUAUGUCUCGGCCGAGGAUCCCACUGUGAUUACAGGUGUUAUUGACUGGCAAUCAGCAAGCAUCGAACCUGCGUUUAUAUAUGCCAAUGAAACGCCCGAUUUUGCUGCAGUCCGGAAAUACCCAGAGGGAAACACAUUUGAGAAUGAGCAAGACGAACACCAUCAAAAACGACAAUUCAAAGAUGCCUCAAUCUGCUACCAGACAUACGACCUGUCCGCUCGCUGGACCGAGCUUGGAUUAUCAGGGACAUGUCCGUUUUCUCUGACAGCGGAAGAAUUGGCAAAACACGCGACAGAGUAUGAGGAUUUUGAGACUGUUCAGACACUAAAAGUAUGGCUACAAAAUUCCCUCGAUACGAACUCGGAUGGCUGGGUUCCGAAUGAUGAGUGGGAUACUACGAAAGAAGCGAAUCGCGCGGCGUACGAUGAAUGGAUACAGACUACUAAAGAAGUUGGAGAAAUAACAGUGGAAAAAGCGGACGAGAUGUGGCCGUUUGAUGCUAGAUAA